Molecule: messenger RNA, 1268 nt
Organism: Zophobas morio
Lineage: Eukaryota; Metazoa; Arthropoda; Insecta; Coleoptera; Tenebrionidae
Exons: 1
Coding region: 5-1171 (388 amino acids)
Source: RefSeq, a predicted model, not a curated record
CAAGAUGGAAAGUAUUAACCUGUCAUCUUUCGACUAUCGAAAAAUCGUCAGCAAAACACUCAAGACUGACGAUUUCACCAUUUUGAGUGCCCAAAAGACAAGUUUAGACGAAAUUGGAGGCUACUUGGGUGACCAUUCAAGUCUUAAAAUCACCAUCAAACAUUUAGGUAAAAACCAAACCUUGAAUUAUUUUGCCAAAUGUCUGCCGUCAAACCCGUCACAGAGAAACCUCGCGCUUGAAAUCAACGCUUUCGUCAAAGAAGACUUCUUCUAUGGAAAAUUUUGCCACGAAUUGACGAAACAUUCAAUUGAUUUAGUCGACAAAAUAGUGCCUUCUUGUUUCUAUAGUCGUCCAAACAUCUUAAUUUUGGAAGAUCUUACAACCAAAGGGUACACAACACUUCCGCCUAGGCUUCCUUUUGACACGAAUUUCGUCAAAGCCGGAUUAUCCACUCUGGCGAAACUACACGCUUCUGGAUUCUUCCUCCAAGACAAAAAAUCGUCAAAACUGUGCGACCAUUUCGACGAAUUUAACACCUAUUACUCCGACAAACCCUCAGUUAAGAAGGCAAUCCAGCUCACGAGACGCGGAAUUGAAGCCUUGAUUGACGUUUACGACGAAACCUUAACCCAAACCAAAGACAAGUUCAAAACCAAGGUGCUUGACGGUUUUGAUUCACGAACCUUGUUUGGCAAAUCGUCGACCAAAUUCAAGAGCACGAUUUGCCAUGGCGAUCUUUGGAAGAACAACUUCAUGUUUAAGGUUGAAGACAAAAUCGAGUGUGUUCUUGUUGACUUUCAGUCCUAUCGCUACGCGCCACCGGGGCAAGAUGUCAUGACUUUUCUUCAUUUCGUGACGAGUGAAGACGUGAGAACGAAGCACUUUGACGAAUUCGUCGAGUUUUACUAUAACGAGUUGGUUGACAAUUUGGGGGUUGGGGUGUUGUCGAAGCGCGAGUUUGUCGAAAGUUGUCAAUAUUUCAAAGAGUUUGCGCUGAUUCAGGCGCUCGGUCGCUGUCAAAUGGUUGCCGUUCCGGACCAAACGAAGACGGUGACCUUUGACGAUAGAUACAACUUUGUCAAAACUAUGUGCCAAAGUGACCCAGUUUUUCGACAGAUUAAUUUCGAAGCGGUUCGAGAAUUGAGACGGUUUUAUGAACUGAAUCCUUGACAAUGAAUUGUAUUCUUAUUCAGGUUGUUAUCUCUUGUAGACAAUAAAUCACACUUAAUACCAACUAAAUAUUAAACAAUAUAUUUUUAAACCAAAA